AUGUCUUCAACUGCCUCUUCGAGUGCCCCUUGCGAAGUCUGUGCGCACCCGGCAAGCAUGCAAUGUAGCGGAUGUAAAAAGUCACGCUACUGCAGUCCAGAGCACCAGACACGGGCAUGGAAGAAGCACAAGGAUCUGUGCAAGCUCUACAAAGCUGCUGCCCGACCAGAUGGCUCGAUGCCACCGCGUGUCAUGUACUGUGGACUAUGUGGCAAGAGCGACGGGCCACUCACCAAAACGGAGUGUUGCGGCGAGACUAUAUGCGACGACUAUGACAAGUAUGUCAUGUUCACGUACAGCCGCGAUAGCUGCAGAAGGAACCACGACCGCUAUACACUCUGCAUGCUCCAUAAGAACGAAGGCCACAAGAGUAGCGAUUGGAAGACGUGCAUCCAGUGCCGGUACGGGAUUGAUGAUAUAGAGAACUAUGUCUGGUUUGGAACAAACCAGUUCAACUUUGAGACGCUGCCCCACCCGCCCGCGUUCCCGCACAAAUUCUGCGACACGUGCCACAAACCUGUCAAGCAGAAUACCAUGGACUACUCCCGCAGUCGUAACGGCGGUGUGACAUGCGGACCCUGUGUGGACGGUGCGAGCUGGAAGGGGCUACCCCCAGGCGUCAGACCCCGGCAGGUAUUCAGAAUGGGAGGCGGGGGCGCGUUCCCCAACAAACCGGUCUAA
This is a messenger RNA of Peniophora sp. CBMAI 1063, 681 nucleotides long. Lineage: Eukaryota; Fungi; Basidiomycota; Agaricomycetes; Russulales; Peniophoraceae. The record is from the annotation of a GenBank genome assembly.